Molecule: messenger RNA, 1738 nt
Organism: Sander lucioperca (pikeperch)
Lineage: Eukaryota; Metazoa; Chordata; Actinopteri; Perciformes; Percidae
Gene: ppme1
Product: protein phosphatase methylesterase 1
Exons: 14
Coding region: 191-1324 (377 amino acids)
Biological process (GO): protein demethylation
Molecular function (GO): protein methylesterase activity
Source: RefSeq, a predicted model, not a curated record
AGAAGACGCCCACCCAAACGCAGCAGCAGAAGAAGAAGCUUGUCAGAGAAACGUAGUUGAAUUUAUCCAAUGCCAGGCUAGCGUCGUGCAGGUGUCGUAGGAAAUCAUAUGCUGCGAAAUAGAGGGAAGGUCGUAUUAAACACUGUUUAAUAAACAGUUCCUGACAGAGACAGACCCCGCUUUCGACAACAUGGAGAAACAGUUGCAUUUAAACCUGUUACCCUCCAGACCUCCGAUGGCAGGUGGUUUCCAGUCAGGCGGCUCCAAAAUGAAAAUGGGACCUGGACGGAAGAGAGAUUUCUCCCCCCUGCUCUGGAGUCAGUACUUUGAAACCAUGGAAGAUGUUGAGGUGGAAAAUGAAAAUGGCAAAGAUAUUUUCAGACUUUACUGCAGUGGUGCCAAUGGUCCCGUGCUGCUUCUGCUCCAUGGAGGAGGCCACUCUGCACUCUCCUGGGCUGUGUUCACUGCCGUCAUAUGCAGCAGGAUCCACUGCAGGGUGGUGGCUAUGGACCUGCGCGCUCAUGGUGACACCAAAGUGAAAAAUCCUGAUGAUCUCUCUGCGGACACAAUGGCCAAGGAUAUUGGCAAAGUGGUGGAGGGGCUCUAUGGAGAGAACCCGCCUCCGAUCAUGAUUAUUGGACACAGCAUGGGUGGGGCCGUUGCAGUUCACACAGCCGCUGCCAAUCAUAUACCAUCCCUGCUUGGCCUCUGUGUCAUUGACGUUGUAGAAGGUACAGCAAUGGAUGCUUUGAACAGUAUGCAGAAUUUCCUCAGAAGUCGGCCAAAGACAUUUAAGUCUCUGGAGAAUGCCAUUGAGUGGAGUGUGAAGAGCGGCCAGAUCCGAAACAUUGAGUCAGCACGAGUGUCAAUGGGAGGCCAGGUGAAAAAAUGUGAAGAAUCCAGCAGCAGUCCAGGCGUGUCCAAUAGCAUUGAAGGUGUAUUAGAAGAGGAAGAAGAUGAAGAAGCAGAGGAAGAAUCCAAUAAGAAAAGGAUGAAGGAGGAUGACCAGGAGAUCAAAAAGGAAAGCAUCUUUACCUGGCGAGUGGACCUGUCAAAGACAGAAAAAUACUGGGAGGGCUGGUUCAGAGGCCUGUCUGUCCUCUUUCUCACUUGCCCUGUGCCAAAACUGCUACUGCUAGCCGGAGUGGACAGGCUUGACAAAGACCUUACUAUUGGGCAGAUGCAAGGCAAGUUUCAGAUGCAGGUCCUCCCUCAGUGCGGUCAUGCUGUCCAUGAGGACGCGCCUGAAAAAGUAGCAGAUGCUCUUGCAACAUUUAUGGUCCGGCACAAAUUCACUGAGUUUAAGGAAGGAUACCUGUGCUAAGUUCCUGUUUCUGUCUAAAUAAAGCCAGCAGCCAUAGAAGAAAAGAUUCAUCCACAUCCUCGUACAACUUAACAGCAAAUGUAGGAACUUAUGACUAGCACCAUUAUUAUUAUUAUUAUUAUUAUUAUUAUUAUUAUUAUUAUUAUUAUGUUGCUUUUGUUAUGUAGAUACUUUGCCUUUCAGCUUUGCCUUAUUUUUAUUUUAAUAUACUGGGAUUUGAUUGUACUUUUCCUUUACGAUAUAUAUUUUUUAAGUAAUAGUCUCCUUGUUUAAUGCUUUAUUUUGAGUGAUUGCAUCACUGUUAAUGUGUUUGUAAAGUUUGAAUUCAAACAAUGAUUAAAGAUGGAUGCAGCAAAUAUGUCACCCAUGCUUGUAUAUUUGGUAUGUGCAUUAAAAGGACAUCAUGAUUUUAAA